Vigna angularis (adzuki bean) is the source of this 3712-nucleotide messenger RNA. Its product is annotated as protein SUPPRESSOR OF QUENCHING 1, chloroplastic. Gene Ontology annotation, molecular function: protein binding. The coding region runs from base 150 to 3347 and encodes 1065 amino acids. The record is from RefSeq and is a predicted model, not a curated record. The transcript is spliced from 28 exons. NCBI's taxonomy places the organism in Eukaryota, Viridiplantae, Streptophyta, Magnoliopsida, Fabales, Fabaceae.
AAAUAAAAAGAAAAGAAAGAAAUGCUGUGGUGAAGAAGUGGAUAAGGUACUCUGAAAUUUGUCAUGAGUUUUGUAAUAAAUUACAGAUAUAGAUUAUGGAUUAAGAUCCUCCCCGCCAUUCACAUACCGAACCACUGCACUGCUUAAGCAUGGCAAUGACAUUUGAAACGGGUCGUUUUCACCUUUCGCGCCCAACGGCCUCAAAGCACUUGUUAUUCUCGGCCAUUAUCAAACGACCAAAACCCGUUUCGCUUCCUUCUUCUCGGUUCUUCCAUUGCCGAUCGAGACGCCUCGUUUUGACGCAGAGAUUCGCAUUGAAAGUCUGCGCGGUGAAAGUCGAGCAGAAGAACGUCGCUACGGAAUCAGGAGAGUGGGGGAAGGUUUCCGCGGUGCUCUUCGACAUGGACGGCGUGCUUUGCAACAGCGAAGAGCCUUCAAGAAAAGCCGGCGUCGAUUUGUUUGCCGAGAUGGGCGUCGAAGUCAUCGUCGACGAUUUUGUGCCGUUUACGGGAACAGGAGAAGCUAACUUUUUGGGAGGUGUUGCUUCUGUUAAGGGAGUUAAAGGAUUUGACCCAGAAGCUGCCAAAAAAAGGUUCUUUGAAAUAUAUUUAGAUAAGUAUGCAAAACCAGAUUCUGGAAUUGGAUUUCCGGGUGCCCUUGAACUCAUUUCUCAGUGUAAAAGCAAAGGCCUUAAAGUGGCUGUUGCAUCUAGUGCUGAUCGUGUAAAGGUUGAUGCAAAUCUAGCUGCUGCUGGUUUACCAUUGUCAAUGUUCGAUGCGAUUGUCUCUGCAGAUGCUUUCGAGAAUUUGAAACCUGCUCCUGAUAUUUUCUUAGCUGCAUCGAGAAUAUUGAAUGUGCCCCCCAGUGAGUGUAUUGUUAUAGAAGAUGCGCUAGCUGGAGUGCAGGCUGCCAAAGCUGCGCAAAUGAGAUGCAUAGCUGUAAGGACCUCAAUAUCAGAUGCAGUUUUAGAAUCUGCAGAGCCAUCAUUUAUCCGGGAUGACAUAGGAAGUGUUUCACUUGAGGAUAUUCUCUUUGGUGGCACUGUUGGAUAUAAUGAGAGGAUGCAGGGCUCCGAAACUCUAAAUAAUUUUGCAGAGUCUUCAUCUACUGUGCUUGAUGGAGGGUUGCAGGGUUCUCGGCGAGAUAUACUGAGAUAUGGAAGUCUGGGCAUUGCUAUCUCUUGCCUUAUCUUCACCUUAAAUAACUGGAAGGCAAUGCAAUAUGCUUCUCCAAAAGCUGUUUGGAAUCAGUUGUUUGGUGUUGCCCUGCCACCCUUGGAGCAGAAAGAUAACUCAAGAUAUGAUAGGAUCCAGCAAUUUGUGAACUACAUUUCUGAUCUGGAAAGCAGGGGAAAUGCUCAGAUAGUUCCAGAAUUUCCAUCUAAACUUGAUUGGCUGAAUACAGCUCCACUUCAGUUUCGCAGGGAUCUGAAAGGAAAAAUUGUUUUGCUGGAUUUCUGGACUUAUUGUUGUAUAAACUGUAUGCAUGUGUUGCCAGACUUAGAUGCUUUGGAGAAAAAAUACAAAGAUAUGCCAUUUGUUGUCGUGGGUGUUCAUUCUGCAAAGUUUGAUAACGAAAAAGAUUCUGAGGCUAUUCGCAAUGCAGUUUUACGCUAUGGAAUUUCUCACCCGGUUGUCAACGACGGAGACAUGUUUCUUUGGAGGAACUUGGGUAUAAGUUCAUGGCCAACAUUUGCUAUAGUUGGCCCUGAUGGUAAGCUUCUUGCACAACUAGCAGGAGAGGGUCACAGGAAGGAUCUAGAUGAUUUUGUGGAGGCUGCCCUUCUAUAUUAUGGAAAGCAGAACAUGCUGGACAAUACGCCAAUUUCCUUGAAUUUGGAGAAAGAUAAUGAUCCACGCCUGUUGACUUCUCCAUUAAAGUUUCCAGGAAAGCUAGCAGUUGAUGUCCUUAAUAACAGGCUUUUUAUUUCUGACAGCAACCAUAAUCGUAUAGUGGUUACUGACCUUGAUGGGAAUUUUAUUGUACAAAUCGGGAGCAGUGGGGAGGAAGGUUUGAAUGAUGGUUCUUUUGAUGAUGCUACUUUUAACCGACCUCAGGGCCUUGCUUAUAAUGCAAAGAAAAACAUCCUUUAUGUUGCAGACACUGAAAACCAUGCUCUGAGGGAAAUUGAUUUUGUUAAUGAGAAAGUACGGACCCUUGCUGGAAAUGGGACCAAGGGCUCUGAUUAUGUUGGAGGUGGAAAAGGAGGCACACAGCUUCUCAAUUCCCCUUGGGAUGUCUGCUUUCAUCCAUUCGAAGAAACAAUUUAUAUUGCCAUGGCUGGCCAACAUCAGAUUUGGGAGCACAAUUUAUUAGAGGCAACUUCCAGAGCAUUUAGUGGUGAUGGCUAUGAAAGAAACUUAAAUGGAUCAAGUUCUACAAACACGUCAUUUGCACAACCUUCUGGUCUUUCGUUGUCUCAAGAUCUAAGCAAGAUCUACAUCGCUGAUAGUGAGAGUAGUUCAAUUCGAGUUGUGGAUCUGAAAACAGGAGGAUCACAGUUGUUAGCUGGUGGUGACCCAAUGUUUGCUGACAAUUUGUUUAAGUUUGGUGAUCAAGAUGGAAUAGGCUCGGAUGUACUUCUUCAACAUCCAUUGGGGGUUAUGUGUGCAAAUGAUGGUGAAAUUUAUAUCGCAGAUAGCUACAAUCACAAGAUCAAGAAGCUAGAUCCAACUAGUAAAAGAGUUAGCACCAUUGCAGGAACUGGAAAAGCUGGUUUCAAAGAUGGAACGGCUGUAAAAGCUCAGCUCUCUGAACCGGCAGGAAUUGUUGAAGGGAACAACGGGAGAUUAUUUAUAGCUGACACAAACAACAGCUUAAUUCGAUAUCUAGAUUUAAACGCUGAUGAAACUGAACUCCGUACCUUGGAGCUUAAAGGAAUUCAGCCUCCUAAACCAAAAUCAAGAUCUUUUAAACGUCUUAGACGACGAGCAUCAGCCGACACAGUGCCAAUUCCGAUUGAUGCCAUUUCAUCAAAUGAGGGAAACUUGUCUAUUAAAAUAUCAUUACCAAGCGAGUAUCAUUUCUCAAAGGAAGCACGCAGUAAAUUCAGCGUGGAUAUUGAACCUGAAGAUGCUGUGAAUAUUGAACCCCUCGAUGGAUUCCUUAGUCCAGAAGGAUCUGCAACUCUUCACUUUAAGAGAUCCUCUAACUCUGCUUCAGUGGGAAGAAUUAAUUGCAAGGUUUACUAUUGCAAGGAAGAUGAAGUUUGUUUGUACCAGUCUUUGCUGUUUGAGGUCCCCUUCCCAGACGGUGCUUCUAGCCCUGCCAAAGCAGACGUCACUCUCGCACAUUUUGUGAAACCCAAAACUUCAACCAGCAACUUACUGGAGACAGUUGUCCGGUGAGUCGGUGACACCAUAAAAAGACAAUUGUAUUCAAAUGCUUGAGUGUCAUGAUCUUUCUUCCGAUACAACAGAUCAUAAGUUCAUAACUAACAAAGUUCAAGGUAAGUUGCGUACCUUUCUCGCUUCUCUGAAGAUGUCGUCAUCAAUAAUCAUUGUGUAAUCAUGUUAAAUAAUUUAUCUUAUUAGUUAUAUUCAUUGUUAUAAUGGUUGUUUUGUGGAUAAGCAAAGAUGGAUUGUCUACGAAGUCGACACUCGUGCAUCAUCCAUGUUAUGAUAAUUGGAGGCCAAUAAUUGAGCAUACUAACAUUAUUGUAAAAAAACAUAUCUAUGCUGAACGUUUAACACUUUACGUGUGUUUCCGAAAA